GUUACUAUUGCUGGUUAUACGGCAGGACAGCGUGCCAAACAUGUACCACGAGGAAAAUAUAUAGCAGGAGUUUCCAUUCUUACUGGAACUUCUAUCACUAUGUUUUUAUUGGUAAUUUUAAAUGUUUUCCCUUUCACUCCUCGCUACAUCAUCCCCGUCGCGGGGAUGAUGGUAGGCAAUGCAAUGACAGUUACUGGCGUUACAAUGAAAAAACUUCGCGAUGACAUCAAGAUACAAAUGUCCCUGGUUGAGACAGCCUUGGCUCUAGGGGCAACGCCUAGACAAGCAACAAUUCAACAAGUGAAAAGAUCGUUGGUUAUUGCUCUAUCUCCUGUGUUAGACAAUGCAAAGACGGUUGGUCUAAUAUCACUUCCAGGUGCAAUGACUGGACUUAUAAUGGGAGGAGCAUCUCCUCUUGAGGCUAUUCAAUUGCAAAUUGUGGUAAUGAAUAUGCUUAUUGGAGCUUCUACUGUUAGUAGCAUCUUCUCGACGUACCUCUCUUGGCCUUCAUUCUUCACAAAAGCUUAUCAGUUAGAAACCAAAGUUUUCUCUUCAGAGUGAAAGUCAUUUUUUCCUGGUUUUUGCUUUGUUGGUCAUGAAUCUCUCAUUUCAGUGGAAGAACUAAGUCCUUUUUUAAUAGAUUUUAGAGUUCACAACAAAUACCUUGUAUGUGAAGUUUUGCCUCUAGUGUUGUUUUCUUGGAUGAAAAACCGAAGCUUGCUACAGAUUUCUUGUUUA
Nicotiana tabacum (common tobacco) is the source of this 738-nucleotide messenger RNA. The record is from RefSeq and is a predicted model, not a curated record. NCBI's taxonomy places the organism in Eukaryota, Viridiplantae, Streptophyta, Magnoliopsida, Solanales, Solanaceae.